AAUAAUCCAUUUCAUUUCAUUGACUUGCUCACUCUUUAUAAAUAUAUAAAACCCCUAAACCUAAGGAAAAUAAAUAAUACCUUUAUUGUUAUUAUUGCCAAUUAUCAACAACCAAAGCCCCAACUCCAACUCCUUCUUCUUCUUCUUCAUCUAAUUCUCUUCCUCUUUUGGCUUUCUCCGACCACAACCGCCGCCGUACGGUAAUCAUCAUCAUCAUCAUCACCACCACCAUCAUCGAUAUGGAACCGUCGGAAUAUCAGCCGGGAAAGUCACCGAAAAAAGAGCUCCAAGGGCCACGUCCAACACCUCUCAAGAUUCACAAGGGUUCUCACAAGAUCAAAAAGCCUCCGGUGGUCCCACAACAGUUGCAACCUGCUCUGCCGCCACGGCAGCCUGUCAUAAUCUACACAGUCUCGCCGAAGAUCAUCCACACAAAAGCUAGCGAAUUCAGAGACCUAGUGCAACGCUUAACCGGUCUUCCCUCGUCGACGCUCGGGGCGGCUGCGGCGGCGGAUAUGGCGGUGGACGCCACUACCACCACCAGCUCCAGCAGUACUACUACUAUCACUUCAAGUACUUCUACUACUUCUAGUACUAUUACUAAUUACACGACCUCUAACCCUAAUUUGUACGGUAGCCACUUCAUGAUGAGCGGCGGUGGCGGGGUAAUAUCGCCGGCGGCGCGUUACGCUGCGACAGAGAAGGCCAAAUCUCCACCGGGAAAAAUCAAAGGGCGUCAUUUCAACAUUGGAAAUAGUCACGAUCAUCAUAUUCAUCAAUACUUUGGGAUGAAUAGUAGUAGUGGUGGUAAUAUUACUAGUCAUCAUGGUGUGGAGUCUGGAUUAAUGGAGAUAGAUCAUGAUCAUGGAGAUCAUCAUCAUCAUCAUCAUCAUCAUGAUGGAAUGGAGAAUAACAACAAGGGUUUCUUCUCCGGGAUCUUGUCUCCGGGACCGGCUUCUCUUCCACCUAUUCAUCCAAACUUCUUCUCUCCACUGUCCGAUAGCUUCUUCCAUGAUCUGAGCCCUGUACUUCAGGCCAACCGGAGCAGUUUCAACAUUGACCAAGGGGAACGAAUUAAAGAUGGAGUUGGGCAAUUAAUUCAUAUACAUAUAUAUAUAUAUAUAUUUAUAUUUAUACAUGUGGCAUGGGGUAGCUUAGCUAGGGUACUGGUAGGGUUUAUACAAUUUAUUAAUUAGUGUCCUUUUCUUUUGGUUUUAUAUUUUAGGUUUUUGUGGGGUUAUUAGAUGGAACAGUUUAGCAGAUUAUUAACUAUAUUAAUCAUCAUCAUUAUAUAUAUGCAUGGUGAUGCUGGUGAUGAUUAUGAACUCAUGUAUAAAAUCCUUUUUGGAAACGCCAUUUUUGUCAUAUACUCUAUAUCAUUAUAUGAAAAGGAACAAUUCUAUCUCAAUUCAAUGAUCAAUAUUAUUAUUAAUUGAUUCAAUUUUAUGUCA
Molecule: messenger RNA, 1451 nt
Organism: Humulus lupulus (European hop)
Lineage: Eukaryota; Viridiplantae; Streptophyta; Magnoliopsida; Rosales; Cannabaceae
Product: nuclear speckle RNA-binding protein B-like
Exons: 2
Coding region: 240-1196 (318 amino acids)
Cellular component (GO): nucleus
Source: RefSeq, a predicted model, not a curated record